Mizuhopecten yessoensis (Yesso scallop) is the source of this 1032-nucleotide messenger RNA. Its product is annotated as nidogen-2-like. Bases 91 to 909 code for a protein of 272 amino acids. Lineage: Eukaryota; Metazoa; Mollusca; Bivalvia; Pectinida; Pectinidae. Gene Ontology annotation, cellular component: extracellular region; basement membrane. The record is from RefSeq and is a predicted model, not a curated record. The transcript is spliced from 6 exons. Gene Ontology annotation, biological process: cell-matrix adhesion.
UUUCAGUAUACUAUCCCAAAUUUAGAACACAUCAACGCUUGUUUAACCGUGUCUGUCCUUUACCAACCUUGACUCGGCUCGUAGAUCUAGAUGUAUUGUAUUUUAGCAUCGGCAAUUAUAGGCGCGGCAUCAGCCCUCUGCAGCCUGGAAACAUGCGCUCUUGUGGGGACCGCACGCCCAUUAAACUGUAAAGGGAUAAUUAUUAAGAAUGGUGGAUAUUGUGGAUGUUACGAUGUGUGUGCCAAGCAAGCCGGCGAGUCGUGUCAGGUGAGACCAGAACUGGACGGGAGGUGGACUUACGGCUCGUGCGAGCCAGGCCUGAUAUGUGUCCCCCACGGUGAGAUGGUCGGUAUAGGAUAUGGCCACUGUCAUAUUCCUCGGACAACCCGAUGGUUGACCUCAAUGACCCAUAAUACUCCAUGCGAGCAGAUGAGGCGCGCGCGACUCCUUUCCAUGGCCGUCUGGCAGGGCGAGUGGACACCAGUUUGUGACGCCCUGGGUAACUUCUAUACCCACCAAUGUGACAAUAUAGGUCAAUGUUUCUGUGUGGAGACUCAUAGCGGCAAAAUGCUGACCGUCAAGACUCUGGGAGCAGUGGACUGUAGUGCUCAACAGGAAGUCACCAAGGAGGUCACCACCACCAUGAUACCAACCAAGGCACCCGCUGCCCGUUUCCUGGAUACCAUGGGUAUGUCCCACAACACACCCUGUGAACAGCAGAGGAGAGCUCGCCUCAUGUCCAUGGUGGUAUGGCAGGGACAGUGGGUACCCGUAUGUGAUUCUAAGGGCAAUUACCUUCCGCACCAGUGUGACAAUAUGGGUCAAUGUUUCUGUGUGGAGACCAUGAAGGGGACACUACUCACGGCAAAAUCUCACGGAACCGUGGACUGUACUGGAAAUCAAAGUUAGGUGGCCCGGUCCCAUCACUGUCAUCAGCGAGAAAUAUGAAACAUUAUCCCAAUGAUUUCCGUUACUAAUUACAGAAUCUGAUGAUAAAUGUUAAUAAUGAAAAUACAAUGAACUGAGCAUUUA